Molecule: messenger RNA, 861 nt
Organism: Peronospora matthiolae
Lineage: Eukaryota; Oomycota; Peronosporomycetes; Peronosporales; Peronosporaceae
Source: the annotation of a GenBank genome assembly
AUGGCUGGAGCUGCCGCUGAGCCGUCGACGGCCUUGACACCAGAGGAGUCAGUCUUAUCACCUACCGAGUACUUGACUCGUUUCUGGCGCGCAAAUGCUUCGGUGUUCAUGCGCUGGUUCCUCUCGCUCCCUUCUGUUGGUCAAGUGUCGCUUCUCCGCAAUGCGUCGCCUGAUAUUCCGCAGUCUUAUGACCUCAAGGAGACGCGUCCACAAGCGACGCAGCUGCUCACGCCUGAACUGACGCUUUGUGCGUUGCUGGAGGAGAACGGGAAGGCUUUGCUGCGGCUCAUGAACGCACGUGCUACUAAGACGGACCAGUGCAGUCGCCACGAUGUGCUGUACCUAACAUCGCUGCGUGCGAACGGUACCAUGCCGACGUUCUCGGGCGAUGCGUUGAAGCACGUGUCACUGGCCUUUAUCGAUCUUGCAGACCCGGAGCACACUGUCCAGUCUUUGAUGCCCUCGGCGCCGAGUGAGAUCGUGGAGGAGAAGCGAGCGCUGAUUAAACAGGGCAAGUUGAUGGAGGCGGACGUGUGGCUCACGCUGCAAGUGCGGCAGCAGAUUAUCCUGACGCUCUUGACUAAUGUGGCACAUACGUUUGAAUCGAUAUUUUUGAAGCAAGGGGUGGUGAGCGAUGUCAGUGCGGCGAAAGUAGGUUGUCGAUACUGUGGAUCAGAGAAGAAGGACUCGACAGGAGGAGAUGAGACGACGCGUUUGUUGCAAUGUGCGUGUGAAGCCGCAUUUUACUGCUGCAAAGAGCACCAGGUAGAGGACUGGAUGAAUCACAAGACGAGUUGUAAGAUGAUUCGAAAGGAGAAAGUUGCUGCUGUGCAAAGCUCAGUGCACCAAGAGGCUCAGUAG